Messenger RNA from Mangifera indica (mango), 514 nucleotides. RefSeq names its product cysteine proteinase inhibitor 5-like. The record is from RefSeq and is a predicted model, not a curated record. Bases 54 to 404 code for a protein of 116 amino acids. The transcript has a single exon. Gene Ontology annotation, molecular function: cysteine-type endopeptidase inhibitor activity. NCBI's taxonomy places the organism in Eukaryota, Viridiplantae, Streptophyta, Magnoliopsida, Sapindales, Anacardiaceae.
GCCUCCAAAGUUACACAGAUCCCAACACAAACACAAGUCUCAACAGUUACAAAAUGAAACAAUCUGGCCGUUAUCUUUUCCUCUCCGUCCUGCUCCUCCCUCUCCUGGCGGCCGCCGCCGUCUUGCUGGGCGGGUGGAGCCCCAUAGAGGACCCCAAGGACCAGCACGUGGUGGAGAUCGGGCAGUUCGCGGUGAGCGAAUACAACAAACAGUCAAAGGCCCAGUUGAAAUUCGAGCAGGUGGUGAAGGGGGAGACCCAGGUGGUUUCCGGCACCAAUUAUCGGCUGGUGGUGGCGGCGAAAGACGGGAGUGCGACGAACAAUUACGAGGCUGUGGUGUGGGAGAAGCCGUGGUUGCACUACAAGAACCUCACCUCGUUUAAGCCUGUGAAAAAGAUGCCUUGAACUGAUCUGUGCGUGCAUUUAAUGUAAUGUAAGAAAUUAAAAAAAUGUUAUGGAUAUGUAAUAGUUUUAUCAAAAUAUAUGUGAUCAGAAUAAACGUUUCAAACUUUUCA